Messenger RNA from Drosophila hydei, 1624 nucleotides. RefSeq names its product pantothenate kinase 4. The transcript has a single exon. NCBI's taxonomy places the organism in Eukaryota, Metazoa, Arthropoda, Insecta, Diptera, Drosophilidae. The record is from RefSeq and is a predicted model, not a curated record. Bases 273 to 1352 code for a protein of 359 amino acids. Gene Ontology annotation, cellular component: cytosol; nucleus. Gene Ontology annotation, biological process: coenzyme A biosynthetic process. Gene Ontology annotation, molecular function: ATP binding; pantothenate kinase activity.
GCAUUCGCCAUUCACACGAUUACGUGUUUUUUCGUCAGCUGUUUGCUGCAAAAUGCGUUUGUUGUUACCUUGCCAGUGCUGUCCAAUGUGCGACGGUUGUGAUAAAAAAAAAAGAUAGAAAACCAAACGAAACGAAUUUACAUUCGAUAGGCAUUAUAAUAUUAGUGCGCAUUUGGAAAGCAACGAACAGCAAUAGCUAGACCGACAGAAACAGCAACAAAACGGCCGUCAACAUUUUGUUACGUUACAAUCGCUCGCUCCUCAAGAGAAACAUGCACAGCUGUACGCUCCUGCAGGAUGUUUCCAACUAUCAGCCCGAUACGCUGGACCUCAAUACAGAUGCCAAGGCAGCGGCCUAUUGGUUUCCAUGCUUCCGCGAAUUGGUUAACAAAUUCGCCAAACAGGCAGCAAACAGUCAGUUGGAUGACCCCAGUGCCGAGCAGCGUGCAGCGCAAUUCCAGGCCGCAUAUCUGCACCAGCUGGAGGAGCAUCAGAGCAACAUAGCCAACAAUCGGGGCAAAGUGGUGCUCGGUACUAGCGAAUUGCUCAAGCUAAAUGAAACAAUGCUGAGACGUUAUGGCUUCACGGACCCUUGGCUGCGGCAAAAGCAGCAGGAGAAUGCCGCGGCCAAGGCAAGGCUGAAGCAGCGUCUACAGGAGAUCGACGACAUUGCCAAUGAGGAUGCGCGCUGGACGGAGCUGGUGCGCGGUGUUCUAGCAGGCAAUAUGUUCGACUGGGGCGCCCAGGCCAUUGCCAGCAUAUUGGAGCAAGAUAGCAAUUUUGGACUGCAUGCGGCGCUGGAGCGUAUCGAGCAGCGUCCCUGGCUGCUGGAUAAUCUGGAUGCCUGGCUGCAGCGCCUGCACCUGAGUCCGGCACACAAGUGCGCGGUGAUCUUUGUGGACAACAGUGGGGUAGAUGUGGUGCUCGGUGUGCUGCCGUUCGUACGCGAACUGCUGCGACGUGGCACCAAGGUGCUGCUCUGUGCCAAUAGCGAGCCAUCGCUGAAUGAUGUUACCAGUCGGGAGCUGAGCGCACUGCUGGAUGAUUGUGCCUGCCAGUGCGACGUCUUGAACAGCGCCUGGCGUUCGGGCCGCUUGCUAGUGUACGCCAAUGGGCAGAGCGGACCCUGCUUGGAUAUGCGCACACUGCCCCGGGAGCUGUGCGACGCCAUAGCUGCCAAUGAGACUGAUCUACUUGUUAUCGAGGGCAUGGGCAGAGCGCUGCAUACCAAUCUGAAUGCCCAAUUCGCUUGCGAAACCCUCAAGCUGGCCGUGGUCAAGAAUCGUUGGCUGGCCAAGUAUCUGGGCGGCGACAAGAUGUUUGCGGUCAUCUGCAAGUACGAGCACAGCUAGUGUUCGGCUAGGGGAUUAUCCUUUACUGUUAUACUCUGCAUUGUUUUUUAUUUACAAAUUAUUGUUAUUGCUUAAACCGGAAGUCCAAAAAUGAGAAACAAACAAAGACAUGAGAAAAUUAUGAGAUUCAGACUUGUGUGGUUUGUCGCUUGAAUUAAAGACUGCUUAGAGAGAACGUGUCCUUUAGAGCAAGGACCUCCAAGAGAGCGAAGCUGUAAGCCUAAUGCAAAGGGCACUUAAUAAAACAGAGCUGUAAAACUUAAUCAUUUUUU